Messenger RNA from Paracoccidioides brasiliensis Pb18, 2643 nucleotides. RefSeq lists its product as uncharacterized. The record is from RefSeq and is a predicted model, not a curated record. Bases 1 to 2643 code for a protein of 880 amino acids. Gene Ontology annotation, cellular component: nucleus. Gene Ontology annotation, molecular function: DNA binding; DNA-binding transcription factor activity, RNA polymerase II-specific; zinc ion binding. The transcript has 6 exons. Gene Ontology annotation, biological process: DNA-templated transcription; regulation of DNA-templated transcription.
AUGACAAGCGUGAAUCCGUCGUCUGCUGGGCAAUUCAAUGCCCGGUCUGGACAACCAUCACCCAAUCCACCAUCGCGACCAAACAGCCCGACUCAGCAGCAAAAGAAUAGUGGAAAACAUGGCGGCGGAGAACAACGAGCCAAUACCUCAAGCCAAAACGUUUCCGGCUGGGUCCCGCGACCCAAGCGGAUAGCAUGUGUUAUAUGCCGAAGAAGAAAGUUGCGAUGUGACGGGAAUAAACCAAGUUGUGGUACAUGUUCCCGUUUGGGGCAUGAUUGCGCCUAUGAUGAAGUCAGGAAAAAGAGUGGCCCAAAGAGAGGUUAUGUGAAGCAGCUGGAAGCAAGAUUAGCACAAGUCGAAACCUUGCUCCAAUCCCAAGAUUCUGGGGACGGCUCGCAAGUGGUGCCGGCAGUCAACCUCAAUCAUUCUACGUCUGCUGGCUUGGGUAAUAAUACAAGAGAUAUAUUCAGCACCUCGAACGAAAUAGAAGAUCCGCCUCCACUUCCUCUUGAAGCCUUCGGGGAAUUACCUUCCACUCAAGCUAACCUAGCGGAUAAUGAUGUUUCUCCUGGGGAACAUUUCUCGUGGGAGAUGAUUGGCUUGGGUUUAGAUGAGCCUUUCCCAGCACAAGAUGUCAUCGAUGAGCUCAACGAGAUAUAUUUUCAGAAAAUUCACCCAUCGCUACCAAUCAUACACCGGCCACGCUUUUAUGCAGCGAUGGAUCUUGCACCAACCAUGCGGCCACCCGUAUGUUUACGAUACAUGAUGUGGUGCCUGGCUAGCUCUGUUACGGAUGAAUAUCAGUCAUUACAUCCACAUUUCUAUCAACGUGCGCGGAAAUAUGCUGAGUUAGACCAAAUGAGAGGUCUUGGUGAAGCCAUGGUCAACGUUGCUCACUCUCAAACUUGGACUUUAAUUGCAUCUUACGAGUUCAAAAUGAUGUACUUCCCGCGCGCAUGGAUGAGCACUGGCCAUGCAACGAGGUUGGCUCUUAUGAUGGGUCUGCACCGUCAGGAUGGGAGUGGCUCCGAAAUAAAACAGUGUAUUCCACCUGCUCGGGACUGGACUGAGCUGGAAGAACGGAGAAGGACUUUUUGGGUAGCAUUCUGCCAAGACAGAUAUGCAAGCGUGGGCACCGGAUGGCCCAUGAUUGUCGACGAGAGAGAUAUUUUAACCAACCUCCCUUCUACGGAAGAAGCAUUCAUCAAUUGUAAAGUGGAGAAGACCUACACACUGUCGAGUGUUCUAGCCGGCGAAAACAUUUCGACGCUGUCUCCCCUUGGGGCUAUUGUUUUGCUAGCAUGUCUUUUUGGACGCAGUCUCCAUCAUCUCCAUCGCUCAACACCAGGCGAUAAGGACCACGAUUUGAAUGGUGGGUUCUGGAAAAGGCACCGCGCUUUAGACAACAUUCUUCUCAACACUUCUCUUUCAUUGCCUAGCCAUCUGCGAGUACCAGAAGGUAUCAAUGACAGUAGUAUUGUUUUCAUUAAUAUGUGUAUCCACACUUCCAUCAUCUGCCUUCACCAAGCAGCCAUAUUCAAAGCGGAGAAAAACGGCUUGCCUAGCCAAAUUGCGGCAGAAGGGAAGCGGCGGUGUAUAGUUGCGGCAGAUCAAAUAACCAGCAUCAUGAAGAUGGCUAGCCAUCUUGAUAUGGCAGCGAUGAAUCCGUUCCUCGCGUUCUGUCUAUAUGUGGCAGGCCGAGUUUUCUUGCAGUGCAUGAAGUCCAGAACAGAUGACGAAUCAGCACAUUCUUCCCUUCAGUUCUUACUAGUUGUCAUGAACGCUUUGAAGCGUAAAAAUCCCCUCACAGAAUCACUCAUCAUGCAGCUCGAUGCCGACCUUGAAGAAUAUGGUUUAGCCGGCAAAACCGGGAACCGCAAAUUCUCUUACGGUAUGCAUUUCGAAAGAACUUCGAUACCGAGAUCUGACUAUUGUUCGUCGUUUAAGGGAGUCUUUGAGCAAGCCGCACCACCACCAGGAACCCUCCUUACAUCCCCAUACGAUAUUACCACGAUCCCUGUGUGCCCCACUCUAUCCAAUCGUGAAAAGUCUCCCACUGGAUUUGCGCCAGCUGUUGGCAAUGAUAUCCAAAACCAGAUUAUAGAAACAAUCGCAUCAUUUAUAGUUCCAACUAAUGAUAACUUCAUAAAAUCGAUGGCUGUGGAUAUGGACGUUUCAACGGAGGCAAGCGUCACAAGUGAUCUCCGAUACUUGUCCUCCGAUAAUCCCACACCAGGGACAAACCCGUCAUCAAAUAGUUCGAUCUCACCACGCAAUAUAGAUCAACCCUCACCCCCCACCCAACAACUCCGCUACGACCAAAUGCAACCAUCUCAAAAACCAAAUCCCAAUAUGUAUCCCACCGAAAUCCCUACUUCGCAAUUCGAGCCCUUGCUGAGUAGCAACACUCAGCCUGCUUACGCAAACUACUUUACCCCAGGCAAUCCACCGGACACUCCUGGGUUGGAAAACCCGUUCGCUUUUACCACCGGGUGGGAUAUACCAAUUAACCAACCUCGAGACCCAAUCACGAUAACUACCUCAGAAGGGCUUGUUGAAGAAAUACAUGACCUCUCUACUAUGACAUGGGCUGUAGGAGCAGACAUUCUUUCCUGGGAAGACUAUCAGGUUAACCUGGAUUGA